Messenger RNA from Phalacrocorax carbo (great cormorant), 2847 nucleotides. NCBI's taxonomy places the organism in Eukaryota, Metazoa, Chordata, Aves, Suliformes, Phalacrocoracidae. The record is from RefSeq and is a predicted model, not a curated record.
GCCCAAAAUAACCAUGGGCUCACCUGAGCAGGGGGGGGCGGGGGGCCAGGGCCGCCCGCCUGCCCUCGUCCCACUGCUCCAUAUUAAUGAGCCCCCUCCUCCUCCGGUGUCCAGCUGUGCAGUCGGGGCUGCUGCCAUACCUGAGCGCAGCAAGACGAGGCCACCGCCACUUGGUGCCGGCCGCCCUCGCCAUGGCCGGCUGCUCCCCCGUUUUCCAGCUCUGGCUCUUGCUCCAAGCCGCCUGCCUCUGCCUGGCCCAGAUUCGAGGGCCGCCGGGAGAGCCCGGCCCACGAGGGCCCCCCGGUCCCCCAGGAGUGCCGGGAGUGGAUGGCAUUGACGGUGACAAAGGCUCAGCCGGAGCCCCCGGGUCCCCGGGUGCCAAGGGGGAGCCUGGAGCCCCCGGUCCCGACGGGCCCCCAGGGAAGCCAGGCAUCGACGGCUUGACGGGAGCAAAAGGGGAGCCAGGGCCCAUCGGCGGGCCAGGAAUUAAAGGCCAGCCCGGACUCCCAGGGCCGCCGGGGCUCCCUGGCCCUUCGCUGCCAGGACCACCAGGGCUUCCAGGCCAGGUUGGGCUUCCCGGAGAGAUCGGAGCACUGGGACCCAAGGGUGACCCUGGACCCGAUGGCCCGCGGGGUCCCCCAGGACCUCCAGGGAAACCCGGCCCCCCAGGACACAUCCAAGGAGUGGAAGGCAGCGCUGAUUUCUUGUGCCCGACCAGCUGCCCGCCAGGUCCCAAGGGGCCCCAGGGACUGCAAGGACUGAAGGGACACAGAGGCCGCCCCGGUGCCCUCGGGGAGCCCGGCAGGCAGGGCAGGCAGGGCCCUAAGGGUGACGUCGGCGCCUCCGGAGAACAAGGUGUCCCGGGCCCCCCGGGACCGCAGGGCCUGAGGGGUUACCCUGGGAUGGCGGGACCCAAGGGCGAGACGGGUCCUGCUGGUUACAAGGGGAUGGUCGGGACCAUCGGAGCAGCCGGGCGGCCGGGCAGAGAAGGCCCCAAGGGACCACCUGGGGACCCUGGUGAGAAGGGAGAUCUGGGUGGCCGUGGCAUCAGGGGCCCCCAAGGAGACAUUGGCCCCAAGGGGGAGACCGGUCUCCCAGGCAUCGAUGGCAAAGACGGCACCCCAGGUAUCCCAGGCGUGAAGGGCAGUGUAGGACAGGCCGGCCGCCCAGGAACACCGGGACACCGGGGACAAGCUGGCUUGCCGGGCCAGCCAGGCAGCAAAGGUGGCCCAGGAGACAAGGGUGAAGUGGGUGCUCGGGGCCAGCCUGGUGUCACCGGUGCCCCGGGGCAGAUCGGUGAGCCCGGACCUCGGGGUGAGCAGGGACCGCAGGGUGUCCCUGGGAUGAAGGGUGACCGGGGUGAGCGUGGCCUCGUGGGUCCCCCCGGCGAGCAGGGGAAACCGGGGCCCAAGGGUGAGCAGGGUCCACCAGGAAUCCCAGGACCCCAAGGCUUGCCAGGAGUCAAAGGAGACAAGGGCUCCCCAGGGAAAACCGGCCCCAAAGGCAGUACUGGAGACCCGGGCGUUCACGGCCUCGCAGGGCUGAAGGGAGAGAAGGGUGAAUCGGGCGAGCCAGGGCCAAAGGGACAGCAAGGCAUCCAGGGUGAGCUCGGCUUCCCCGGCCCCUCGGGGGACGCAGGUGCACCCGGCGUACGAGGCUACCCAGGACCUCCUGGCCCACGAGGACUCGUCGGGGACCGUGGGGUCCCAGGGAUGCCCGGCCCGCGGGGUGCAGCGGGCCGGGAUGCUGGGGACCAGCACAUUGUCGACGUGGUCCUGAAGAUGCUGCAAGAGCAGCUGGCGGAGGUGGCAGUCAGUGCCAAGAGAGCAGCCCUGGGUGGAGUCGGUGCCAUGGGACCCCCCGGACCCCCCGGUCCCCCAGGGCCACCCGGUGAGCAGGGCCCACACGGACCCAUGGGACCUCGAGGCGUCCCCGGCAUCCUGGGUGCUGCCGGGCAGAUCGGCAACGUAGGACCUAAAGGGAAGCGAGGCGAGAAGGGUGAGCGGGGAGAACCUGGCCGUGGCCAUCCGGGCAUGCCAGGCCCUCCGGGGAUCCCAGGUCUCCCCGGCAUCCCCGGCCACGCGCUCGAUGGCAAGGCUGGGGAGCGGGGCCUGCCGGGCUCCCCGGGAGAGGCUGGCCGGCCGGGCUUGCCCGGUCCCGCUGGCCUGCCGGGGUUUUGCGAGCCGGCUGCCUGCCUGGGAGCCUCGGCGUACGCCACUGCACGCCUGGCGGAGCCGGGGGCCGUCAAGGGACCCGUCUACUGAGGAGGAGGCACCAGCACCACGACAGAUCCGGGUGGCAAAGACGCACCGGGGCUGGCAGCAAAGAGACCAGAAAACUGCAAAUCCGUAGGGAGCGACCCCUGCCCAUCCCGGCUGUGGGAGGGCGCUGGGCUCGGGGCAGCCGCCGCAGGGGCAAUGAAGCCUCGGGGAUUUAAUUUGCUGUAGGUAUCACCCCCCUCCUACAGCCCGGGGGACGGUGGAGAAUAAAGAGAGGCCAGCCUGAGUCCUAUCCUCGUUACUGGGGUUCCUUACCUGGCCCCCCUGCGCAUCCUCUGCUCCCUGUGCCCCUUCUCAAAGAAAUAAAUUGUCUUUUAUACAAACCCUCUUACUCUGUUAUGUCCUGUUUGGUGUUCAAUUGGCUCGUUGCAGGUUUCCUUUUUGUCUUUUUUUUUAAAAAAAAAACACAAAAAUUGUGGUUUGAUUAUUUAAGAGACUUGCCAGAUCCAGCCUUUUUCACUGCUGGGCACUCACAGAGCUGUAAAUCUUUGUAAAAUAGCACUAUUUUAUAACUAUGAGUAGAAAACCACCAACUUUUUUAAAAAAUGGACAAUAAAAAUGAGAUGGA